AUGUCCUCGCACUGCGUUUGGAUUUCUUUAUUGCUCCUCUCGGUGAUGACAGGUGACACUGGAGUAUGCGCUCGCGCGGUACAGACGCGUGGAUUCGUGUCGCCGCGGCCUCAGAGAACAACCGCGUUUCAGACAACAUCGCGCGCGGAGUGGAUGAGGCGGCGGAGGCGCGCGGCGGAGGAGACGCACCGCGCGGAGCGCUGCGCGGAGCUGGCGGCGCCGUGGAUGGAAAACACGCAACAGGCGCCUGAGGAUAACGCGACCGUGUUGCAACUCCGCGGUCGGCCUUUCUCCGCGGGAUCGUCUCGGGGUCUCGUGUUCCCCGGGAAAUCUCUCUUCAACUUAAUCCGGCGGGUUUACCAGUGCUGUCAGGAGGGACUGACCUGCAGGCGCGUCAAGGGGAUUCAAGGUCGCAUGAAAGGAGACAGAGAUGUGGAGUUCCUCCUGACGAAGGAGAUUUUGUCACUGAAAGUUAUGAGAGCUGAGCUCCACCUUCACAUCUCUAACCCGCAUCACCUGGACGUCCACCCCGUGCUUCCAUCCAUGGCAAAGCGCAACCUUCCCACCAGGUACAGUUUGUGGUCGCGGAGCAGCAGCGUGGAGCUCAGAGUGGACUUGCUGUUCCUCCUCCAGAGUCUGCAGGAGGUGGCAGGUGGUGCCAGAGGGGGUCCCAGCUUGGUGAACAUGCGGGGAAUGGCGUUAUCCUCCGGGGGGGGGAGAAACCCUGCUCCUCUGCAGGACGCCGGUGGCCACGCGUGGGGGGAUGGGUUCGCCGGCGAACUGCCUGCCCUGGAGUUAGGCCUGGUCCUGGGCUGCAGCCGGGGCGGAGCGACGGUGUCGUGUGGAAGUGGAGACGUCCACGUCUCGCACACGCCGUUCAUGGCUCUGUACUACAGAUGAAGUAGUACUGGAAAGACUUAAACAGGAAAUCAUGCACUUCAACGUCAAAUCUAUUAAUUUAUAAAUGUCAUGUUUUUGUAAUAUAGAAUAUAUUAAUAAUAAUAAUUUGUAAAUAGUUAAAACGAUUUACUGUGAGUUUAUGGAAAGUCUUUCUUCAGUCAUUAAAACUCUGUCUAACUUUG
Solea solea (common sole) is the source of this 1082-nucleotide messenger RNA. RefSeq lists its product as uncharacterized. NCBI's taxonomy places the organism in Eukaryota, Metazoa, Chordata, Actinopteri, Pleuronectiformes, Soleidae. The transcript has 3 exons. Bases 1 to 900 code for a protein of 299 amino acids. The record is from RefSeq and is a predicted model, not a curated record.